Epinephelus fuscoguttatus (brown-marbled grouper) is the source of this 3388-nucleotide messenger RNA. Its product is annotated as zinc finger protein OZF-like. Lineage: Eukaryota; Metazoa; Chordata; Actinopteri; Perciformes; Serranidae. The transcript is spliced from 2 exons. Gene Ontology annotation, biological process: regulation of transcription by RNA polymerase II. The record is from RefSeq and is a predicted model, not a curated record. Gene Ontology annotation, cellular component: nucleus. Gene Ontology annotation, molecular function: RNA polymerase II cis-regulatory region sequence-specific DNA binding; DNA-binding transcription factor activity, RNA polymerase II-specific. The coding region runs from base 104 to 1534 and encodes 476 amino acids.
CUCUACUCUUUCCUGUGGCUAACUUGACAGUGUUUGAACAAGAUGGCGUCGAGCAGAAACGUCUGUUAGCAGAGUGUCUUUGUUGUGUUUUUAAAGUGUGAAGAUGUGUAAAGUCCAAAUGCUGAGAGCGUUGGUGAAGCAGCGACUAACUGCGGCUGCUGAAGAGAUAUUUGGGCUGUUUGAAAGAACGAUAGCAGAGUACGAGGAGCAACUUUGUCGCUCAAAAGAGGAGAACGAGCGACAACGGAAACUACUGGACGCUGUUUACAACCCUCAGCUCAGGUUACACAGAGCAGUCCAGCAGCUGAUGAUGGUUAAAGAAGAGGUUCCCCCUGAGCAGCAGGAGUGGAGCUCCAGUGUGGACCAGGAGGACCCAGAGCCCCCACACAUUAAAGAGGAAGAGGAGGAACUGUGGAGCAGUCAGGAGGGAGAGCAGCUUCAAGAGCUGGAGGAGGCUGAUAUCACCAAGUUCACAUUCACUCCUGUCCCUGUGAAGAGUGAAGAUGAUGAAGAGAAACCUCAGUCCUCACAGCUUCAUCAAACACAAGCUGAUGGAGAGGACUGGAGGAGCAGAGACCAUUCUGAAGCUGAGACUGACGACAGCAACGACUGGAGGGAGACCAGAGAACCUCAGUCAGGUUUUGAUGAAGUACCUGUCAGCGAUAUAGAAUGUAAUAAUGAAAUAGCUUCAGUUAGCUUAUCUGAAUGUGCGGGAAGCUUCGACCAUGAAGGAGCUCUGCAGGACGACCCUGGAGUCCACAUGGGGGAGAAAUCCUUCAGUGGCUCAGAUUGUGGUCAAUCAUUCACUUGGAAGGACCAUUUGACUCAACACUUGGUUGUCCACACGGGGGAGAAACCAUAUAGUUGUUCUUUUUGUAGCAAAACAUUCACACUAAGGAAAGACUUGAAGCGACACUUGGUUGUCCACACGGGGGAGAAACCAUUUCAUUGUUCAGUUUGUAGUAAAACAUUUUCACAAAAGCAAAGUUUGGAUCGACACUCGCGGCUCCACACGGGGGAGAGACCAUUUAGUUGUCCAUACUGUGAGAAAACAUUCACUCAAACGAGCCAUUUGAGACGACACUUGGCUGUUCACACGGGGGAAAAACCAUUUAGUUGUCCAGUUUGCAAUAAAACAUUCUCAGUAAAGGAAGAUUUAAGGCGACACUCAGUCGUCCACACGGGGGAGAGACCGUUUCAGUGCUUGGAUUGCGGCAAAACAUUCACACAAAGGGCCAAUUUAAGAAAACACUUGGUCGUCCACACGGGGGAGAGACCGUUUAGCUGCUCAGUUUGUGGAAAAAAGUUCGCACAAGAUUUCCAUUUGAGGCGACACGCGGUCGUCCACGCAGAGGAGAAACCGUUUACUUGUAGCGUUUGUAAUAAAAGUUUCACCCGGCUCUAUUCCAUGAACAAACACGAGUGUGUUGGUGGGGCAGAAAUAAGCAAAGUUUCGGAGACGAUUGGUGGGCCGGUUUUUCACGGCAGUAUUGAAGUACAGAGGGAGACACUUGGCUCAACACUGAUCGACUGAAAACUGUCAGAAAGACUCCAAAAUAACUAUUUUCAGCCAAGAUGAAGGUACACUGACAUUUAGAUUCUCUUUGAUGUGGUAUUUAUUCAUUUUUCACUGUGCUGCACUGUGCUGUUAGAUAUUCAUUCAUUCAUUUUCUGAAACCGCUUAUCCUGUUAGAGUUUGUGGUAGGGCUGGGCAAUAUGGACAAAAAUUCAAAUAUUGGUAUUUUCCGGCUGAACGGUGAUAAACGAUAUAUAUCUCUGUAUUUUCCACUAAGUGGGCGACAUGUUCAGCUGUAAACUGAUCCACAGCUAAAGUCCCUGUUGUUUCUGCUGCAUGUGUUUUUCCACAGCAGGGCAGGUAAAAGAAGUUUACCUGUUGGAGGUGAGCUGUUUGCAGAGGUGCAGUAAGAGCCUGUUGGCUGCAGCUCUUCAUCAUCAUCAUCAUCAUCAUCAUCUCACUGUGGCUGUUUCUGCUUUCACUUUCCUCCCUGCUGUGUUAUUACACUUGUCUUAAAGGGAUAGUGCACCCAAAAAUGUAAAUGCAGCCAUUAUCUACUCACCCAUAUGGCGAGGGAGGCUCAGGUGAAGUUUUAGAGUCCUCACAUCACUUGCAGAGAUCCAAGGGGAGAGGAGGUAGCAACACAACUCCACCUAAUGGAGGCUGACGGCGCCCCAGAUUCAAACGCGAGACCGUGAGACAUGGGCACUGCGUUCAUGUGUUCACGUGCUUUCGCUGGUCUCGCACAGAGAGGCAGUCAGAACUACAGGCUACAGUGAGGCUAAAAACAGAGUUCAAAUGAGGUUUUUCCAAACAACUUUUUCUGUCGGGGCUUCAGGACACUUGGAUCACUACGGACGAGCAGUAUGGAGAUAUUUUGUGGUUUCAAUGAUGUGUUUUUGGACGUUUGAAUCUGGGGCGCCGUCAGCCUCCAUUAGGUGGAGUUGUGUUGCUACCUCCUCUCCCCUUGGAUCUCUGCAAGUGAUGUGAGGACUCUAAAACUUCACCUGAGCCUCCCUCGGCAUAUGGGUGAGUAGAGAAUGGCUGAAUUUACAUUUUUGGGUGCACUAUCCCUUUAAUUGAAAGCUAAUAAAGUUUCGCUAAUUUGGUGAUAAACACAUUUAAUUUUCUGGAGAGUCUUAAAAAUAAAAGUCCCCCGUUAGUUUGUUAUGUAAAAACUUUUAUUGUGAAGCAGCAAAAUAAGGAAAUGUUGAGUUUUCAAGCAGUAACUUCUCACAACGUCUAACACGGCUGAUAGUGAACACGAAACAGUAAAAUAAAUCAGAACUGUAAAGUACAAACAGGACGCAGGCGAGAAACUAAACUCCAAACCUCAGAGAUUCAGUCAGAAGCUACAGACGUACUGAGAGCUGAACACAGAGACUUUUAAAGAUGCCUGUCUCUCUGGUCUCCUGCAGACAGAGGGGAGGAGAGGCUCAACACACACGGCUUGUUUGAGAGACAGAAACCAGCCGAUCAGGUGUUGGCUGCGGCCGGCGAGACGCCACCGCGACCUGCUUGAGUGUGGGCGGCCCAGCGUUUGGACCCUCUCCGGCAAAGGAGUAGGUGCACAGCUCGGCGUGGCACUGUGCAUCUAAACUGAUACUGAAACACAAAUCUGUGCAGCAUGGCUUGACUGGGUGUGGCUAAAAGUUCCAGAGGAAAAGGCCCACGGUUUGUACGUGUGCCACUGCGGUAACUUCAUCCAUCUCACAGACUGAUGCAGCGCAGCUCUGCAACAUCCAGACCGGAGGGAUGAACACUGGUGUGUGUUACGUGACGCGACUUGAUCCUAUAUCGAUGUAAACGGUGGUGUCUAAAUCUGUAUCUUGCUUUAAGAUAUGUUGAAAUGUUGUUAAAAAAAACUGUGUG